Molecule: messenger RNA, 6793 nt
Organism: Porites lobata
Lineage: Eukaryota; Metazoa; Cnidaria; Anthozoa; Scleractinia; Poritidae
Source: the annotation of a GenBank genome assembly
AUGUUACUGUGCCUUGUACUCGUCUUUGCCGAAACUGCAUCGGGCUUAAGCCGUAUUUCAGGACCUGGUUUUCAAGCUGUUAACUUUGCUAAGGCCAAAGAAGGACGAAAGUUGAAUGGAAGCGUGAUAAAAGAAAUGCAAGUUGAUACAGAGGGUGCGUGUAGGCGUCAAUGUGUCAUUGACGAGCAAUGCCGCUCUUACAACUUUGGACUCAAGAAGAAUAAAGCUCGGAAUUUCCUGUGUCAGUUAAAUGGUUCCGAUAGAUUUGUUGGUUUUGGUAACUUCACAAAAGAUGACAAUUUCAAGUACAGAGGAAUGGAGGUAAUUAACCAUCAAAAGAGAAAUACCUAGUUAAGGUGUUUCGAUAUAGUUUUUCAAAAGCCAUACCGAUAUUUUUCAAUCGCUUUAAAAGCGAUUUUAUCCUUGUCUGAUAGCUAUAAAAGUUGCACCAAUGAUAAACUAUAGAUUGAAAUUUGGCAAAAUGUAGGUUUUAAUAAAAUCGAUGUUACUAUGACAACAAUAAACUAAAAACUUUGAAAUUGAUAAAGCUGAAUUUUGAGCGAUCUAGACCAGCUACUGAAAAUCCAACACUAGGAACUUAAAGUUUGGUAAUUAGCAAAUACCCUUCGUGGGAAGUAAAAAAUUCUGAAUGUUUGAAUUCGAUUAAAACGAAAAUAUAGUUCAGACCUUAAAUUGUCAAUAGCCGUGAUAAAUUAUUUAAUAAAACGUUAUAAAUGACACAAAUUAAAUUAAGUUCUUAAGUAGCGUCAGAAUGCUGCUUAAUAUCAUAUUUCGAUGCUCGGAAAUUUUGGUGUAUUUUCGUUCUUGCGAUCACUUAAAAACUAACCCGUUUUCUCAACACCUGUCUAAGUGCAACUUCAUUCAAGAUUUGGACUUUUAGCGCUUUUUUGUAUAUCUCUAAAACGACUCGAACUAAUUUUUUUAAAAUCUCUUCACAUAAUCUUCAUUAUUAUAUGGCUGAGUCUGUUUUCGCCAUGCGAUUGGUCAAUUUGCGAUCCGUAACUUGCUAUACGGACCAAAAUUUUUAAAGAAAAGGUUCAUUUCGGAGCUCUAAGUCUCUUUACCUAGGAAAAAAGAUUUAAAUAAAGUUAUAAGACGCCUGUCAACCUUGAAGACUUGGGUGUUGACUUUGGCCUUCAACAUUUUAAACUGUGUUUAUUUGUGAACGAAGGUGAUGAAGAAACAGAAACUCAUAAAGGGUUGAACAACCCCUUAUGAGUUUCUGGAAGAAACUAACUCGUAAUCUUAUCGACGAAGAUUCUAGUCAGUGUUUGAAAAUUUUAUUGUAGUACACAGUUAAGAAGACGAAAAUCGACUGGCAGAGAUUCGAGAUGUUUUGGCUAAGAUAAAAUGAGUAAUUCCUUCAACAUAUAUGAUAACAAACAUACCUGCACCGAUCAUCUUGAGAAGCUUCUUUGCCAUUUUAUUUUAAAAAAAUUAGUUCGAGUCGUUUCAGAGAUAUCCAAAAAGCGCUAAAAGUCCAAAUUUUGAAUGAAGUUGCACCUAGACAGGUGGUGAGAAAACGGGUUAGUUUUUAAGUGAUCGCAAGAACGAAAAUACACCAAAAUUUCCGAGCAUCGAAAUAUGAUAUUAAACAGCAUUCUCACGCUACUUAAGAAUAGUUUGAGUCAUUUAUAACGUUUUAUCAAAUAAUUUAUCACGGCUAUUGACAAUUUAAGGUCUGAAAUAUAUUUUCGUUUUAAUCGAAUUCAAACAUGCAGAAUUUUUUACUUCUUACGGAGGUUAUUUGCUAAUUACCAAACUUUAAGUUCCUAGUGUUGGAUUUUCAGUAGCUGGUCUAGAUCACACAAAAUUCGGCUUUAUCAGUUUCAAAGUUUUUUGUUUAUUGUUGUCAUAGUAAUAUCGAUUAUACUUAAAUCUACGUUUUCACAAAUUUCAAUCCAUAGCCAAUUACUGGUGAAAAUUUUAUAGCUAUCAGACAAGGAUAAAAUCACUUUAAAGGCGAUUGAAAAAUAUCGGUAUCGAAACACCUUAACAAUGGUAACAUGUACAAUUUUUUGCUAGUUAAAAAUAUUUUUUGUCAGAGUGUCUGCUAGUCUGAAAGCUUUUUAAUAUUCAACACUUUGACCGGUUUCAAACUUUCUUUGUAACAACGCGCAACAAUAUUCAACAGAGUGUGCAGACGGACGCAACAUAUAACAUCCAAUAAUCUUGGGAGUUGUUGGCCAACAAUGUUGUGUCCGCUUGCACGGGGCUUUAGUUAUUUUCCUUGCCUUUAAAACAGAGUGUCUGCGAGUCUAGCAACGCGGACCUUUGCGGCGACAAAGGAAUCUGCCUACCAGACUACUCCAAAGACAGCUUUACAUGUAAAUGUGACAAAGGCUACACAGGAACACGGUGCGGUAAGUUACAAACGUCCCAUCCCCUGGAUCUCUUCCACCUUGGGGGUUUGAAGACGAAAGAUUCUAAUCAUUUGUGCAUAAAAUGUGACUUGAAGUUGUUUAUUUAUCUGUUAGCAUCUUAUUAUUCCGAAGUAGUCUUUUACUCGUUUUUAUAUUAAGUCCAAAGUUAGGGAGAGAAAAGCUUUCUCGUGGUCCAAAGAAUGUUUAGCAAUUAUUAAACUGGGCAUGGUAGGAUAUGAAGAACUAUGCAGAUCGAGGAUUCAAAAUAAUUCCAAGUUAAGAAACAAGUUAAAGGGAACCUCCACUUCAACAAAAAGAUAACUUUAAAUCACAGGAAAUAACUGUUACAGUCAAGUCAACCUAAAAUAUUUUUAAAGAAAGCGUUUGUAUCGGAAAGAAAUAACUUUUAGAUUCACCUAUUUUUGUUUUCAAAUUUUGCGGGCGUCGCCAUCUUGAAUAAUUGUGACGUGUUAUGGUUGCCCUAUUGUUAUUAAACAAAAGCUCUUUGUGUCAGAACAAUAGAGCAACCGUAACACGUCACAAUUAUUCAAGAUGGCGGCGCCCGCGAAAUUUGAAAGUGAAAAUAAGCGAUUUUAAAAUUCACUUUUCCUGAUAUAAACACUUUCUUUAAGGACAAAUUUUGAACAAAUUUGUUUAUCAACAUAAUUUUAUUCGAUUUAAACUUAAUCUGUAGUAAGAGUGGAGGUUCCCUUUAAAACAUGCUUAUCUCCGUGGAUGUUACGUUUAUAUCGAUAAUGCAUCUUUAUCGGGAAGUUUAGGAGAUAACGGCUGUUCAGGUCUGCAAAUAUUCUCCAAAUAGCAGAUGUCGUUCUUCGAGUUGUUUUCUUGCUGUUCUUACUAUGUUUUUAGACAAUAGUUCGACGUGAAACGAGUAAAAUGUUCCGCCACCACUUACUUCGCCAUUACUCACUUCGAAAACAACUCAACCUCGUCCCCAGGUCUUCUCGGUUAACGGUUCAAUAACCUGCAUUUUCACCGCACUUUUGACGUCAUCGGUUCGAUAUGCCAAAAAUUUUCCAAAUUUGGUCAAAAGUAGCUGGUUAUGAUGAAUUAUGCGUGUGAUUUUAGUCAAUCAGAAACAGAGAAAUAUUUUGAAUGAAUAAUAUAUAAUUUUAUAUGCGUGUAUUAAGUUUAAACAUAAGUUUAUUUGCAUAACCUAAAAUACCGUCAACUCUUUCUGAGACGGACAGUCAGGGCUUGUCCCAAAGAUGUCCGUCUUAGGGAAGGGUAAUUUUAAAGUUGAAACUAUACGCGUUGAAUAAACGUCUGUUUAACUUGCACAAAACAGCUACAGCUGGAACACUGCAACAAAAUUGGAGUUCUUUUCUUAUUGUGCAAUCAGACGUUCAUUACAAUCAAACCGCUUUCACGGCUUCGUGGUCUAAAAGCUUAACACUUUUCGCUCUGUUAACUACCAGAGCAAAACUACUUAAAAUAUCAAACAUUUUGCAGUUUAAGUUACUGUCAUGUACAGCACCUACAUUUCCGUUUUGAGGUCGUUGUCACCACAUAAAGCACUUCCAAAUUUGGCCGUUGACGGUUUCAAAAGUGUCCGUUGUCCGUCUUAGAGAGACGUCCGUAUUAUAGAGAGUAUGGUUACAGUAAAAUGACUGGGACCAACUUUCGUUAGGCGCCCGUCUUACGGAUGAAUCCGUAUUAUAGAGAGCAUGGUUACAGUAAAAUGCCUGUGACCAACCCUAGGUGUCCAUCUUAGAGAGGUGUCCGUAUUAUAGAGAGUAUGGUUACAGUAAAAUGACUGGGACCAACCCUAGGUGUCCAUCUUAGAGAGGUGUCCGUAUUAUAGAGAGUAUGGUUACAGUAAAAUGACUGGGACCAACCCUAGGUGUCCAUCUUAGAGAGUUGUCCGUAUUAUAGAGAGUAUGGUUACAGUAAAAUGACUGGGACCAACCCUAGUUCUUACUAAACAGAAGGCCGUCUUUUAAAGUUGUCCGUUAAGAGAGAGUUUACUAAAAAUCGAAAGGGAGAUGGAAGAAUUUGAGACAGUACUAGAAAGCUUAAGGCGGCUCGGUUAUCUCAAAUUUUGGGUCAAAACUUUUUCAGCUUUAACGCAAAGGCUGAGAAAGUUUAAAAAGUCCGAAUAUACAAUUAUUUUUGAAAAGGGACGUACAACCUGUUUCACGAUGUGUCAUCUUGACGCGCAUAUAUCAUAUAGUUUACGACUCUAAUUUUAACUCAUUUGAAUUAAGAGUUGUAAAAUAGUUUCCAAAUAAUGAUAUUUGUCAACGAUUAUCUGGAAAAAAGUUCACACCCAAACUCUUUUGCCUCUUUUACAUUCCAGAAUUAAUCAUAGAAGACUGCUCUAAACUUGGUCAAAGUGGUUUGGCAUCUACUGGAAUCUACUACAUCAACCCAGAUGAUGGCAGCCCAAUACAAGUACUGUGUGACAUGACUACAAACGGUGGAGGUUCGACCGUCUUUCAGAGACGUUUAGACGGUUCGGUUGACUUUUUUCAGGGCUGGAAAUCAUACAAAAAUGGGUUUGGAAAUUUAAGCGGUGAGUUCUGGCUUGGAAACGACAAUCUUCAUCGCUUGACAGCCUCUGAUGACGUCAUGCUUAGAGUUGACCUGGAGGACUUUGACGGCAACAUAACAUACGCAGAGUAUACAACAUUUCAAGUAGCGAACGAAGCAGAUAAAUACAGGAUUGCGAUUGGAGGAUACAAUGGUACGGCUGGUGACUCGAUGGUAGAUGACGGAGGGCACACCCAAAGGUAAGCAAAUAUUUCGGUGGUAAUUAAUUUGUAGCAACAGAAAAAGACACACUGUCAAUACUGCGCUUAUAAGCUCUUCCACUUUAUUAUAAGCCACCUCCGGACCAGUUAUAAACCCAUCUAUAGACCCGUAAACCAAAACAUACAUCCGAUUACAAGCCUCCGGAUAUAAGCCCCUUACGAAUCUAUUGAAUUCGAUUUAUUAUGACAUUUUGAAGGUUAAUUUAAAAAAAGAAGUAAAUGCAAGACCUAUUAGGACUGCUAUAUCUUGUUUCAAGGCGCUGUUUCUAUUUCGGGUAUAAAACAGCUCGGAUAUAAGUCCCUCCGUUUAUAAGCCCUUCUUAAACCCCUGACGAAGAUGUAUAAGCCCAGGGAUAAGCGGCCGUUUUAUGGUAUCAAAUCAACAAUCUUUCAGUAAUAUAAUUUCCUUUUAAGCCCAUCUUACACUGCUGCAAGAGCCCAUAACCCGGAGUGAGCAACUCCCAUGCGAGGCCUAUGUCACGGCGUUUUUACGGACCAGUUUAUUUUUAGACACAUUUUAGGGCACUUUUUCCCGCGAAAAUAGAAUCUCGACCAUGUCUAUGAGAGCAUUCGUUAAGUCUGUAGGUUUUGCUGACCGGUUUGUGGAAUUUAAAAGAUGUUCAAAAUUGGGCGCUAAAACCGUUCUAAAAAUUAACUGGUCCGUGAAAACGCCGUGACACGAGCGCAUGGAAGUUGCUCACUCCUGACUGCUGUUACGAUUCUUUUUACCCUUACGAUAAGUGAUCGCCAGCGCCGACCACCUUAGAUACCUUCUCCCUCUCAUUCAAAUCAUCUAUUAGUUGGUUAAGUCUCGUAUACUCUUAAGCGACCACAGCCACAUAAGUAGCAUCUGUAUCUGAACUGAAGGGUGCAGCAGUGAGCUGUAAUGCACAAAGCCUUCACUUCGGAAGCAUGAUGCGUAUUGCGCGAAUGUUAGGAUGGAAAGUUUUGCUUGAAGAAUCCGGAAUCGGGAACAAAUUCGCUUGUGGAAUACGGGAUCCUGGUCUUUGGAAUCCGGAAUCUAGCUCAAUGAAUUCGGAAUCCCACCAACAAUUGGAAUCCGAAAUCCAAGUUCCAAUUUUUUUAAAAAAUGAGGAAUCCAGUACUGGAAUCUGGAAAUCCACAGCGUGGAAUCCAAAAUCCAAGACCGUCCCUUACAUGGGGUGACUCGAAAAUUCCAACUCCAAAUUCACCUUGAAAUCCACCUCGAAAUCCAUCUCGAAAUCCUAACUCGGUAAAUAAAUAACCUCCUGACAGACAAAUCUCUUUGUAAAAUUUGUGCCAUUAUCAAACUGUGACCUUUUCCUGCAGUAACUUACAGUUUUCAACCAAAGAUGUCGACAAUGAUCGGACCUCUGCCAAUUGCGCUGUUUCAAAGAAAGGAGCAUGGUGGUAUCAUUCCUGCACUUUGGCCAAUCUAAAUGGUUUGUAUCGUCGGGGAUCUUAUAACACCAGGUACCCUAACGACGGAGUAAGAUGGGUCACGUUUAGAGGACAUUAUUAUUCGUUGAAACGCAGUGAGAUGAAAUUAAAACCUAAACCAUAAAAGGCAAUGGUAUAGGCUCUUUGCGUGACUUGAUCACGUGAUCAACUUUCGGUAAACACGAAAAUAGGUCACAUUUAAAAACUUUUGUU